Messenger RNA from Trichoderma harzianum CBS 226.95, 529 nucleotides. RefSeq lists its product as hypothetical. The record is from RefSeq and is a predicted model, not a curated record. The transcript has a single exon. Lineage: Eukaryota; Fungi; Ascomycota; Sordariomycetes; Hypocreales; Hypocreaceae. The coding region runs from base 156 to 443 and encodes 95 amino acids.
UGUGAAUGACAGUUGAUGGUUUGGACCAAUUGUGACUAAUGGAGGGCGCGAAUUUAGCUUGCCCUAUAAAGCUGUCGCAAAUGUGGACUCUCAUUUCUUGAUAUUCUCACCAGAGAGUUUGAAGCCGAAAAAGAGAAUGAUUGAUAAACUAUGAGAUGAGUUCUGUGUGGAGGAAUGGGGAACUUGGUCAAAAGCUGGGUUGGUUCAUGGAAGGCGGUGCGCUGUGGCAUUUCACCCUUUUGCGCCUGCCCUUUUCGUGGUACAAUGACAGAUUAGGUACAUUGAGUACGUCGCUGCACUUUUCAACGCCAAGCCAUUUCAACUUCAUUCUGAUCAUCCAUCUUAUAUCGUCCAUCUUUGUGAUGCAGUGGCAUGUUGCUUUUGCUACUCCGUAUUGUACACAUAAUCGCCAAACCUUUCCAACACCAUCAAACGUACAGUGAUACUUUGCCGACGCGGCUCCGAUCCAUUGUGGGGACAGAGUGUGGCUUAGAUGCCAGGAUUACAGCCUUGUUUCCGUCGCUGCCUG